This is a messenger RNA of Daldinia caldariorum, 1363 nucleotides long. RefSeq lists its product as uncharacterized. Bases 102 to 1091 code for a protein of 329 amino acids. Gene Ontology annotation, cellular component: nucleus. The transcript has a single exon. The record is from RefSeq and is a predicted model, not a curated record. Lineage: Eukaryota; Fungi; Ascomycota; Sordariomycetes; Xylariales; Hypoxylaceae.
GCGGCAAAAGACAAAAAAAAAAAAAAAAAGUCAAUCUUCAAUUAAAAGUUUAUCUCAGCCUUUUUCAUCUUCUAAUAACAUUAACCAUAACCAACUUAAAUAUGAUGCAUUGCUCGUGUCGCACGAUAUCUUUAAAGAUUUUCGUGCAGAGCCUUGCAGAACUUCGAUUAUCCAAUUCUGCCAGGCAAAUCCAACCACGAUAUUCAAGAGUUACUGGUUUUCAGUCGCAGUUCGCCUUUUCUAGGCCAUACAGCGCCACCCCAGCCUUACGAUUUCCACAGCAGAUAUCGCAAGAAUCGCAAGAACAGGCCUCACAUUCAUUAGAAACCUACCAAACUUCAGAAACCGAACAAAGUAAGACCUCCGACGAUGCUACGGUAGAAGAACCCGAUGUACCGGUGCUCGAACUCCCCGCGGACAUUUUAGAUAAGGCGAAAAGUAAAGGUGCAAUCCUUGACUUGUCUCUCGAAUCUAUCGACGCCUUGAUCCCCCCCUCGAAGAAACCAAAGAAGAAGGCUCAAAGUGCUCGAGAAAAAGAUGGAGAGGGCAAGUCUGAUACUCCCCCCGAAUCGAAGGCGGACUCUGCACCACCUGUCGAGGCCAAGACACCCGUCGAGACCAAGAGGUUGAAGAGGUUGAAGAUCGUAAAAGAAGAACCCAAGGCGCCCAACACGCCAUUCGUCGUGAAGAAGGAACCGUGGCAGAUACAAAAAGAAGCCCUCAAGGAGAAAUUCCCCGAGGGCUGGGCGCCGCGCAAGCGGCUGUCGCCGGACGCGCUCGAUGGCAUCCGGGCGCUGCACGCGCAGUUCCCGGAGGAGUACACGACGCCCGUGCUGGCGAGGAAGUUCGAGGUGUCGGUGGAAGCCAUCCGGCGCAUCCUCCGGACCAGGUGGAGGCCGAACCCCGACGAGGAGGUCGAGCGCCAGGAGCGCUGGUUCAAGCGCGGCAAGAACAUCUGGACGCAGAUGGCCGCGCUCGGCACGAAGCCUCCCCGCAAGUGGCGCCGCGAGGGCAUCGUGAGAGAUCCUUACUGGAACAGGCGGAGGGGUCCGCGGACGCAACCCCCGAGACGGCCGAGAUCGGUGGCAUGAUUGCUUGUCCCCGGGUUGAGGCGAUGGUGGCGGAGAAUGACUCAUUACUAUUAGGUCCUUACGCUAUUCUCGGAGAGCAAGUAGCAGCAGCAGCAGGAGAUGAUUUCCACCGCGACCCUUGAAUCAUGCAUGCUAUGACGAAGGCUAGGAAGACGUCGUGACGACAUAUCAAGAUAAGCUAUACUAUGUAGACUAUUUUUACAAUAGGGAUAGACUAUGUUUUCGUAUUAUUUAUUAUUACGUAUACAGAUAUUAAGAUCCUCUCGUGGAGA